AUGGCAUCGAAGUUUGAAUCCUCCAUUCAGAGGGGCUGUGAUUUCAUCCAUGAUUUCGCCUGUUCCGCUUGCGAAGAAGAUGGACUGAACACGGAAGCUCAACAUUUCUGUAAUCAGUGCACGAAAUAUUACUGCGACAUUUGUGUUACAAAACAUUAUGGCUUAUACAAGAGACACACGGUACUCGACCGGAAGGACGUGAAGAAAUGGGCAGCAGCACCUGGGAUGGUGGACAUCCUUGAGAGAUGCGGGAGGCACCCCGGGGAGGCGCUCAAGAUGGUAUGUGGUGACCAUGACCAGCUGUGUUGCCAUGUGUGCGUUUCAAUUGAUCAUAGACAAUGUUCAUCAAUACAGCACAUUCCAGACGUUGCAAAGGGCAUCCGCAAAGAUCCCGAGUUUCGUCAACUACCUCAAAGGGUAGCUGAACUUAGGAAGCAGAUAGAAAAUAUAAAAAACGACAGAAAGAAAAAUAGUUCCUCACUGAGGAAGACUCGAACAGCCAUUGUUGAUGAAAUCAAAGCAAUCCGUAAAAAGAUCAACGACAUUCUUGACAAGAUGGAGAAAACAACCGUUCAAGAAUUAGACCGUCUGGUUGCUGAUCAGGAACUGUCCAUUAAGAAAGAUACGGAAUCAUGGACACAAAUGCACGAUGAAUUAAAGAACAUCAUAGAUGACAUACAAAGCAAAGACUCAUCAGGCGAACCACCCCUAUAUAUUGGGUUCAGAAAAUGUGAAGAAAAAAUCAAACAAGCCAACGAAAUACUGCAAAACAUGUCAAAUGUUGUCAAAUACGAUAUAACUUUUCGUAAACAUAAUGGAAUAGAAGAUAAUUUGUCUUUGAUGAAGACAUUUGGAGAGUUAAAUGAAUCGAAUGUUUUUGGUGCACAACCACGUUCAUCGCUAUUCCACCGAGAUCAUGUAUUCGGUACCAAAGGUCACAAGGAGUACAACGUGAAGAUGAGUUCAGACAAAGAUAAAUGUCGUAUUGAAGGGAUAUGUGGACUGCCUGGCGGAGAGGUUGUUAUUACAGACAGCAACAGCAAUAAAGUGAAACUCCUGGACCAGGAGUACAGGGUUGUCGACCACUGUGAUGUUCCCGAGUAUCCAUUUGACGUGUGCCACAUUGGCGGAAAUGAGGUUGCCGUUUGUGUUAGCAACAACAAAUACGAUAGACAUGAACUCCAUUUCAUUAACAUUACAAAAGGAAAACUUGUGACUACGAGAAAAUUAAGUUUCACCCAUAGAUGUAACAGCGCAUCUCAUCUCGGGAACAACCUUUACAUUUCAUCACGCACCGCGCUUUACGUCUAUACGAUGACGGGACAACUUGUAAAGAAGCUGUACGAGGACAAGUCCGGUGAUGACACGGUGUCGAAAAUUGCCAUCAGUAACGACGGGAAGACUAUCUACAUCACAAACUGCUCAAACAGUCAACUUAUCACCCUGGACAACCUCGGCAACAAGCUGGCCACAUACACUGACUUGUUGGGAUCUCACGGGGUACACGUGACAACUGCUGGGCACGUGUUCGUCUGCUGCAUUUACUCCUGCACAGUGCUGCAGGUUGACAAGGACGGGAAGACGACGUUGGCCACACUGGCAAGGAAACAAGACGGAGUGUACGGACCUAAAGCUUUGUUCUUCAGCAGCCGUACUUCCUCUCUGGUUGUCGGCGGACUGAAAGACACGCUCCUCGUUCUUAAUGUACGAUAA
This is a messenger RNA of Mya arenaria, 1713 nucleotides long. RefSeq lists its product as uncharacterized. Gene Ontology annotation, molecular function: protein binding; zinc ion binding. The transcript is spliced from 2 exons. NCBI's taxonomy places the organism in Eukaryota, Metazoa, Mollusca, Bivalvia, Myida, Myidae. The record is from RefSeq and is a predicted model, not a curated record. The coding region runs from base 1 to 1713 and encodes 570 amino acids.